Messenger RNA from Cyphellophora europaea CBS 101466, 945 nucleotides. RefSeq lists its product as uncharacterized. The coding region runs from base 1 to 945 and encodes 314 amino acids. Gene Ontology annotation, biological process: triglyceride catabolic process; phosphatidic acid biosynthetic process. The record is from RefSeq and is a predicted model, not a curated record. Lineage: Eukaryota; Fungi; Ascomycota; Eurotiomycetes; Chaetothyriales; Cyphellophoraceae. Gene Ontology annotation, molecular function: triacylglycerol lipase activity; acylglycerone-phosphate reductase (NADP+) activity. The transcript has 2 exons. Gene Ontology annotation, cellular component: lipid droplet; endoplasmic reticulum.
AUGGCACCCCUCAAGCGCUCCAUCCUCAUCACGGGCUGCUCAGACGGCGGCCUGGGCGCCGCUCUGGCCCAUGAGAUGCACCGCACAGGACACUGGCGGGUGCUCGCGUCUGCUCGGAGCCUGAAGAAGAUGGCGACGCUUGCGGCGGCAGGCAUCGAAACCAUGACUCUGGACGUCCUUUCCGAAGACUCACUCGAGGCCGGUGUGGCCUACGUCUCAGAGCUUCUCGGUGGCAGUCUCGACGCAUUGUUGUUGAAUGCUGGUGGUGGCCUCUCUAUGCCACUGAUAGACACUACACUCUCCAGCCUCCGUAACCUGUACGAGCUCAACGUCUUCGCGCCGCUGCGCACCGCGCAGCUCUUCCUCCCGCUCCUCCUCAAGUCCACCAAGCAACCCCUCAUCAUCAACAACACCUCAUGCGCGGCACUCCAGCCCGUCGGCGGUCUCCCCUGGCAAGCGCCCUACAACAGCUCCAAAGCCGCCAGUUCCUCCAUGACACACUCCCUGCGCCACGAGCUCAGCCCCUUCGGCAUCAAGGUCGUCGAGCUGCUGACCGCCUCGGUGAAGUCAAACUUCUUCGUCAACCUUGCGAAUCAGACCACCGCGAGCGCGACCGCCGCUCGGCUACCGGAGGGAAGCUUGUAUGAGCCGGCGAAGGAGGACCUGGAGGCUUUCAUGGGAGGUGGUCAUGCAGAGGUGACGGCCAUGGACCAGACCGUCUACGCGAAGCGGGUCGUCAGUGAUCUCGAGGGAGGCUGGCUGGGUGGGGGGCCGCCGGAGAGCAUUUGGCGGGGCACUUUCGCCAGUCGGGUUUGGCUGAUGCAUAUGUUCCAGGGAUUGGUCCCGGGUUGGGCGACACGGUGGAUGGUGAGAGAUACGGGCAAAGUAGAUGUCGUGGAGCGCAAGGUCAGGGCUGCUAGUAAGGCGAAGGGUAAGGCUUCGUAA